GCUCACUGCAUGUGGUUAGGAAGCAGAUCCCGUAGCUGCGCACUUCCGCUGCAGGCUAUUUGGAGCUGCCCGCCCCUUCCGCCGCCGCCCUGGAGUUCCUGGCCCCAGUCCCAGCCAGCCCUGGCCCCUGUCGUCCGUGCCCUGCCUCUGAGUGGCCGCUGAGCGCGCGCGCUCACGACCCACAAGGACCCGCGAGCUCCGCCGCCGUGAUGAACAUCCGCAAUGCUAGGGUGAGGUGACGGGGAGCCAGCCUGUGCGCGCAGCGUGGGCGCCUUACCGGGUGAUCGUGUGCGCAUGCUACCGAGGGACCUGGUGCUGUGGCCCGGCACGUCUACGGCCGCCAGACUUUAAGGCUGCUGCUGCAACCUGCUUUCGACGUCUCGCGAUUUGCCACAUUUGCCUAAUGUCAGGACUGCGUUAAGCCAGCUGCACAACCUACGGGCGCUGUUGCUCAGUCCUGGAACUGGCACGUUUUUGCACGGCACACAGAAACCUGGAUUUUUCAAAGUCGAGGAGUCUUAACUCUGCCCUGCCUGGGGGGAAGGGGAGGCGGCCCAGAGGUUGACACAGAACGGGGUCCCGCGUGUGUGAGACCCCUUAGUCCGUGUAGCCCUAGACUCACCAUGUCCCGCUGUCAUGCAGCCCGAGGACCUGAUGAACACGCAGCACUGCAACCUCCUCUGCCUGCCCGAGAACUACCAGAUGAAGUACUAUUUCUAUCAUGGCCUUUCUUGGCCCCAGCUCUCUUAUAUUGCUGAGGAUGAGAAUGGGAAGAUUGUUGGCUACGUCUUGGCCAAAAUCGACCAACCAGUGGUUCAUCCCAGCUGUGAGAGGGGAUAUCCAGCCAGGGUGUGCAGCCUAUGGCUUUGUGUGUGAUGGUACUCGUCUGCUGGUGUUUGGUGGGAUGGUGGAGUAUGGAAAAUACAGCAACGACCUCUAUGAACUCCAGGCAAGUCGCUGGGAAUGGAAGAGAUUGAAAGCAAAGACGCCCAAAAAUGGGCCACCUCCGUGUCCUCGACUUGGACACAGCUUCUCCCUCGUGGGCAAUAAAUGUUACCUAUUUGGGGGUCUGGCCAAUGAUAGUGAAGACCCCAAGAACAACAUUCCAAGGUACCUGAAUGACUUAUAUAUUCUUGAACUACGGCCUGGCUCUGGAGUGGUUGCCUGGGACAUCCCCAUCACUUACGGGGUCCUGCCUCCACCACGGGAGUCACAUACUGCUGUGGUCUACACUGAAAAAGAGAACAAGAAAUCCAAGCUGGUGAUCUAUGGAGGAAUGAGUGGCUGCAGGCUAGGGGACCUUUGGACCCUGGACAUUGAGACACUGACAUGGAAUAAGCCCAGCCUUAGUGGGGUGGCCCCUCUUCCUCGGAGCCUCCACUCUGCAACCACCAUAGGAAACAAAAUGUAUGUGUUUGGUGGCUGGGUGCCUCUUGUCAUGGACGAUGUCAAAGUGGCCACACACGAGAAGGAGUGGAAGUGUACCAACACACUGGCUUGUCUCAACUUGGAUACCAUGGCCUGGGAAACCAUCCUGAUGGAUACACUGGAGGACAACAUUCCUCGAGCUCGAGCUGGCCACUGUGCUGUUGCCAUCAAUACUCGCCUGUACAUCUGGAGUGGCCGUGAUGGCUACCGUAAGGCCUGGAACAACCAGGUGUGCUGCAAGGACCUAUGGUAUCUGGAAACAGAAAAGCCACCACCCCCGGCUCGAGUACAACUAGUCCGAGCCAAUACCAACUCGCUGGAGGUUAGCUGGGGCCCAGUGGCAACAGCCGACAGUUACCUUCUGCAACUCCAGAAAUAUGACAUUCCUGCCACGGCUGCUACGGCCAGCUCCCCCACUCCCAAUCCAGUUCCAUCUGUGCCUGCCAACCCUCCCAAGAGCCCUGCGCCAGCAGCAGCUGCACCUGCCGUACAGCCACUGACCCAAGUAGGCAUCACACUUGUGCCCCAGGCUGCCACUGCACCUCCAAGCACGACCACCAUCCAGGUCUUGCCAACAGUGCCAGGCAGCUCCAUUUCUGUGCCCACUGCAGCCAGGACUCAAGGUGUCCCUGCUGUUCUCAAAGUGACUGGUCCUCAGGCUACAACAGGAACACCACUGGUCACGAUGAGACCUGCCAGCCAGGCUGGAAAAGCCCCUGUCACUGUGACCUCCUUGCCUGCCAGUGUGCGAAUGGUUGUGCCCACACAGAGUGCCCAGGGAACGGUGAUUGGCAGUAAUCCACAGAUGAGUGGGAUGGCUGCAUUGGCUGCUGCUGCUGCUGCCACACAGAAAAUCCCUCCUUCCUCAGCACCCACAGUGCUGAGUGUCCCAGCAGGCACCACCAUUGUUAAGACAGUGGCUGUGACACCUGGCACAACCACUCUUCCAGCCACUGUGAAGGUGGCCUCCUCCCCUGUAAUGGUGAGCAUUUAUCUUCUGAGCCUGGUUAUGAGCUUGCACAGCCCUGGGUUUGGUGACUUCUAUGAUCAAACAAGCAGUGGCCAUUUGUUCUGGGCUUUGGACCACCCUUGAGGCAACUGGUUUAAA
Messenger RNA from Meriones unguiculatus (Mongolian gerbil), 2536 nucleotides. RefSeq names its product host cell factor 1-like. Gene Ontology annotation, cellular component: histone methyltransferase complex. The transcript has 11 exons. The record is from RefSeq and is a predicted model, not a curated record. NCBI's taxonomy places the organism in Eukaryota, Metazoa, Chordata, Mammalia, Rodentia, Muridae. Gene Ontology annotation, molecular function: transcription coactivator activity; protein binding. Bases 722 to 2521 code for a protein of 599 amino acids. Gene Ontology annotation, biological process: chromatin remodeling; regulation of DNA-templated transcription.